Molecule: messenger RNA, 1280 nt
Organism: Anthonomus grandis grandis
Lineage: Eukaryota; Metazoa; Arthropoda; Insecta; Coleoptera; Curculionidae
Product: cyclin-C
Exons: 5
Coding region: 179-979 (266 amino acids)
Biological process (GO): positive regulation of transcription by RNA polymerase II
Cellular component (GO): mediator complex; nucleus
Molecular function (GO): cyclin-dependent protein serine/threonine kinase regulator activity
Source: RefSeq, a predicted model, not a curated record
AAAACUUAGGUUAGAAUGUCACUAAUAGACGUCGCCGGAUAAAAAUCAACAAUUUUUGAAAUAUUUGUUUAUGUUUAAACGGAACAGAAUAUUGUUAUUUUACCUUUGUUUGUAACGUUUUAUUAAAAUAUACAUAUAUUGGUUUUCACUCUUCGCGAGCCAAAUUUCCAAGGAAGCAAUGGCGGGCAACUUUUGGCAAAGUUCACACCACCAACAGUGGAUACUAGACAAACAAGAUCUUGUUCGGGAGAGACAACAUGAUCUUGGAAUAUUAACUGAAGAAGAAUACCAGAAAAUAUUUAUAUUUUUUGCUAGUGUAAUUCAAACCUUAGGAGAACAAUUAAAACUUCGUCAGCAAGUGAUAGCAACAGCAACAGUAUAUUUUAAAAGAUUUUAUGCCAGGAAUUCUCUUAAGUGUAUUGAUCCUUUAUUGCUAGCUCCAACUUGUAUUUUUCUAGCUUCUAAAGUAGAAGAGUUUGGAGUUAUCUCAAAUUCUAGGCUUAUUACCACUUGUCAGACAGUCAUUAAAAAUAAAUUUGGAUAUGCUUAUAGUCAAGAAUUUCCAUACAGAACCAACCAUAUCCUAGAAUGUGAAUUUUAUUUAUUAGAGAAUCUGGACUGUUGUCUUAUUGUUUAUCAACCCUAUAGACCACUGCUGCAGUUAGUUCAAGAUAUUGGUCAUGAAGAGCAACUUUUAACACUUGCCUGGAGAAUAGUUAAUGAUUCACUACGGACUGAUGUUUGUUUGCUAUAUCCUCCAUAUCAAAUUGCAAUAGGUUGUUUGGGGAUAGCCUGUGUUAUCCUUCAAAAAGACCAAAAGUCAUGGUUCGCUGAACUAAAUGUUGACUUAGAAAAGAUUCAGGAAAUAGCAAGGUGUGUUAUGAACCUAUUUGAAUUAUGGAAAAACUAUGAUGAGAAAAAAGAGAUUCAGGGACUUCUAGCUAAAAUGCCUAAGCCAAAACCUGCACCUCAAAGAUAAUAAUUGACAGUAUUUUAUUUAAUCAUAGUUUUAUACUUUAUUUAGUGUGAUUUAUACAAUGUUUUUUGUUAAGGAUAUUCAAACUAAAGUUGUAAAUUUAAAUUUAAAUGUAAUAUCAAGACAAGAAUGUAAUAAUUUUUUCUCUAAGUGAACAAUCAAAACAUUUUAGGAAAAUUGGCAUGCAACUGGAUUAAUAAUUAAGGUUAUGUUUUCCUUGAGGUGCAUUUCAGUACAAUAGUGUAAAUUUUUAGUAAUAAGUUUUAAUUGUGAUCAAUAUCAGAAAUAUAUCUUUCUGACAUUU